GCCCCACUGUGGGCCGAGCGCUCGAUGGUCUCGGUCGCCUGGAUGGGGGCGCGAAGCGGGCGCAUUCUCAGCUGCCGUCGCCGCCGCCACCGCGGCGGCUAGAGACCCGCGGGACGACCGAGAGCAGGAUGCGGCCACCCGGCAUCUGUACGGUCUCGCUGGUCUCACUGUGGCUCCUACGUUUCUUGGGGCUCCCCUGGCCAUGGAGCCUGGCCGCUGCCCUGUUCAUCUACAUCGGCGGUGGCGGUUGGCGCUUCCUGCGAAUCGUCUGCAAGACGGCGCUGAGGGACCUCUUCGGCCUCUCGGUGCUCCUCCGGGUCCGCUCCGAGCUGCGGAGGCACCAGCAGGCCGGCCACACGAUCCCCGGCAUCUUCCAGAAUGUGGCCCGCCGCCAGCCUGAGCGGGCAGCCCUGGUGGACGCGGGCAGCGGAGAAGCCUGGACCUUUGGGCGGCUGGACGGCUACUCGAACGCCGUGGCUCACCUGUUCCGGCAGCACGGCUUCGGCCCCGGGGACGUGGUCGCCCUCUUCCUAGAGAGCCGCCCCGAGUUCGUCGGCCUCUGGCUAGGGCUGGCCAAGCUGGGCGUGGAACCAGCCCUGGUAAACUGCAACCUGCGGCUCGAGCCACUGGCCUUCUGCCUCAGCACGUCGGGGGCCAAGGCAUUGGUCUAUGGGGGUGAGCUGGCCGCAGUCAUCUCGGAGGUGAGCCAGCAGUUGGGAAAGAACAUGAUCAGGUUCUGCACGGGGGACUUUGGGCCUGAGGGCAUCUCUCCCGACAGUCACCUCCUCGAUCCCCUGUUGAGCGCAGCCUCCAGGGCCCCCGUUGACCCCGUACCCGGCCGAGGCAUGAAUGAUCGACUCUUCUACAUCUACACGUCGGGCACCACGGGGAUGCCCAAAGCCGCCAUCAUUGUGCACAGCAGGUACUACCGAAUGGCUGCCUUUGGCUACCACGCCUACCGCAUGGGCCCAUCUGACAUCCUGUAUGAUUGUCUGCCUCUCUACCACUCUGCAGGGAACAUCAUGGGCGUCGGCCAGUGUCUCCUGUACGGGCUGACCGUUGUGAUCCGCCGCAAAUUCUCAGCAAGCCGCUUCUGGGAUGACUGUGUCCAGUACAAUUGCACGGUGGUCCAGUACAUCGGGGAGAUCUGCCGCUACCUCCUGAAGCAGCCGGUGCGGGAGGCGGAGAGUCGGCACCGCGUGCGGCUGGCGGUGGGCAACGGGCUGCGGCCCGCCAUCUGGGAAGAGUUCACGCGGCGUUUCCACGUCCCCCAGAUCGGGGAGUUCUACGGGGCGACCGAGUGUAACUGCAGCACCGCGAACCUGGAUGGCAAGGUAGGGGCCUGUGGGUUUAACAGCCGCAUCCUCCCCAACAUCUAUCCCAUUCGCCUGGUGAAGGUGAACGAGGACACGAUGGAGCUGCUGAGGGAUGAACGGGGGCUGUGUAUCCCCUGUCGGGCAGGGGAACCUGGCCUGCUUGUCGGACAGAUCAACCAGCAGGACCCGUUACGGCGCUUCGAUGGCUAUGUCAACGAGAGUGCUACCAGUAAGAAGAUCGCCAACAACGUGUUCCACAAGGGAGACAGUGCCUAUCUCUCAGGGGACGUGCUGGUGAUGGAUGAACUUGGCUACCUGUACUUCCGGGACCGGAGCGGAGACACGUUCCGUUGGCGCGGAGAGAACGUCUCCACUACCGAAGUGGAGGGGGUGUUGAGCCGGGUGCUGGGCCAGGUGGACGUGGCCGUGUACGGCGUGACUGUGCCAGGUGUGGAGGGCCGGGCGGGCAUGGCCGCCAUUGCCGAUCCUCAGGCCAAGCUGGAUCCCAACAAGCUCUAUCAGGAGUUGCAGCGGCUGCUGCCGCCUUACGCCCGCCCGAUCUUCCUCCGCCUCAUGCCUCACGUGGACACCACAGGCACAUUCAAGAUCCAGAAGACGCGGCUGCAACGUGAGGGCUUCGACCCUGGCCAGACGUCGGACCGGCUCUUCUUCCUGGACCCAGGGAAGAGGUGUUACGUCCCCCUGGACCAGCGGGUGUAUAUCAGUGUCUGCUCGGGCACCACCUCCCUGUGACUGGGCCACGCAGACCCUGGACCCUUCCCCCGCUCCCACUCCCCCCCCCAUCCUUCUGGCAUGGAGCCCCUUCCUCAGGCUAGCCUUCCUCUCUCCUUCUUCCCCUCCUCUCCCUUCCGUCCUCUUCUCUCCCCAUUUCUUCCCUUACGUCUCCCUCUCUUUUUUCUCCCUCCGUCCCCCCUCUUUUUUCUCUCUCCCUGUCCCCCUUUCUCUCCCGCCUUCUCUGCCACUCCCUUUCCCCCAUCUGCCACCCAGGCUUCCCGUCCAUUGACACUCCUCACCCUCCCAGCAAACGAAAGAAGCUGCUUCUCCCUGCUGGAUCCACCCCACUCCCCUCACCCGCUCCCUUCAGUUGUGCCUUAAUGGGCUGAGGCCCUACCCAUGUGGUCCCUAAUUUCACAGGGGGGAAUCUUGUUCACGAUAUUCCUCUUUUUUUUUUUUGACACGGUUGAUGCAGCAGGAAUGGUUUUUCCCUCAUAUCGGGCUGCAGGUGGCAGGCUGGUUAGGGUUGGGGUGGCUUCACCAGGGAAACCACGAGCUUGUGGAGAUGCUCCUCACUGUCGUCCAACCUCUUCUCUCCCCUGCCCCCAGCCUCUGGGUAAUGGUUUGAGUUCUCAUUUGAGUUAAAAAUAAACAAACUUGUAAAAGAUGAA
Ornithorhynchus anatinus (platypus) is the source of this 2722-nucleotide messenger RNA. It is a transcript of the gene SLC27A1, whose product is annotated as solute carrier family 27 member 1. The transcript has 13 exons. The record is from RefSeq and is a predicted model, not a curated record. Gene Ontology annotation, molecular function: long-chain fatty acid-CoA ligase activity; long-chain fatty acid transmembrane transporter activity; fatty acid transmembrane transporter activity. Gene Ontology annotation, biological process: response to cold; cardiolipin biosynthetic process; phosphatidylserine biosynthetic process. Gene Ontology annotation, cellular component: mitochondrial inner membrane; plasma membrane. The coding region runs from base 129 to 2069 and encodes 646 amino acids. NCBI's taxonomy places the organism in Eukaryota, Metazoa, Chordata, Mammalia, Monotremata, Ornithorhynchidae.